Anarrhichthys ocellatus (wolf-eel) is the source of this 1041-nucleotide messenger RNA. RefSeq names its product green-sensitive opsin. Gene Ontology annotation, cellular component: membrane. The transcript has 6 exons. The coding region runs from base 1 to 1041 and encodes 346 amino acids. Gene Ontology annotation, biological process: G protein-coupled receptor signaling pathway; visual perception; phototransduction. NCBI's taxonomy places the organism in Eukaryota, Metazoa, Chordata, Actinopteri, Perciformes, Anarhichadidae. The record is from RefSeq and is a predicted model, not a curated record. Gene Ontology annotation, molecular function: G protein-coupled receptor activity.
AUGGAGAACGGCACAGAGGGCAAGAACUUCUACAUCCCCAUGAACAACCGGACGGGGCUUGUGAGGAGUCUUCCUUUUGAGUACCCACAGUAUUAUUUGGCAGAGCCAUGGCAAUUCAAAAUACUGUCUCUCUACAUGCUCUUCCUGAUGGGCACUGGCUUUCCCAUCAACUUUCUGACACUGUUCGUCACAGCUCAGGACAAGAAGCUCCGGCAACCUCUCAACUUCAUCCUGGUCAACUUGGCUGUGGCUGGACUGAUCAUGGUCUGCUUUGGAUUCACAGUCACCUUUUAUUCUUCCCUGAUGGGCUAUUUGUCUUUGGAACCCAUGAGCUGUGCUAUUGAGGGGUUCAUGGCUACACUUGGAGGUCAAGUUGCUCUGUGGUCUCUUGUGGUUCUAGCUGUUGAGAGAUACGUUGUGGUCUGCAAACCAAUGGGUAGUUUCAAAUUUUCAGCCACCCACGCUGGAACAGGUUGUGCAUUCACCUGGAUCAUGGCUGCCUCCUGUGCUGUCCCUCCUCUCAUUGGCUGGUCAAGGUACAUUCCUGAGGGUAUUCAGGUUUCCUGCGGACCAGACUACUACACCACGGCCCCAGGCUACAACAAUGAAUCAUACGUCAUGUACACGUUCACCUGCCAAUUCUGUCUUCCUGUCUUCACCAUCUGCUUCACUUAUGGAAAUUUAGUGUGCACAGUGAGGGCGGCCGCAGCCCAGCAGCAGGACUCUGUAUCCACCCAAAAGGCUGAGAAGGAAGUGACACGUAUGUGCAUCCUGAUGGUGUGUGGCUUCCUGGUGGCCUGGACUCCAUAUGCUAGCUUUGCUGCAUGGAUCUUCUUCAACAAGGGAGCUGCGUUCUCAGCAGCAUCCAUGGCUAUCCCUGCUUUCUUCUCAAAGAGCUCAGCAUUGAUCAAUCCUAUCAUCUAUGUGUUGAUGAACAAACAGUUCCGUAACUGUAUGCUGAGCACUAUUGGAAUGGGUGGCAUGGUGGAGGAUGAGACCUCAGUCUCUACCAGCAAGACAGAAGUGUCCUCUGUUUCCUAA